Cydia strobilella is the source of this 2498-nucleotide messenger RNA. RefSeq lists its product as uncharacterized. The record is from RefSeq and is a predicted model, not a curated record. The transcript is spliced from 2 exons. NCBI's taxonomy places the organism in Eukaryota, Metazoa, Arthropoda, Insecta, Lepidoptera, Tortricidae. Bases 95 to 1357 code for a protein of 420 amino acids.
UGGUCAAAUAGGUAGGCAUUGCGACUUUUGCGAGGAAUGUUUUUUCCUUCUUCGCUUUGCUAAUAUUUAAUUUUGCUUGAAAUUAUCAGUUUCAAUGGUUGGUAAAAUAUGUACCGUGUGCAAGCAGUCCUCUGCUGCGAAUAAAAAUCUCUCUUUCUUUAUUUAUCCUAGUGACAGAGAAAGGAGAUACGAGUGGCUGAAAGCGGUCGAUCGUCUAGAUUUACUCGAUAAACUUAUUGACAACAAAUCAAGGGGCAACCACAGAAUCUGCGAAGCACAUUUCCAAGAUAGCUUCAUUAAAAAAUGUGAAGGACUAGCUAAGAGCCGAAAAUGUCUCACAAAGGACGCAUUUCCGUGUUUAGAACAUGUUAACCAAGGUCUUCUCACGAAUAAAUCGUCUGAUGGCAGGAAAAAGAUAAACCAUCGUAAAAAGCCUGUUAAAACAGAUAAUUUUGUAAAUGUAGAUAUGGAUUCAGCUGUUGUAUCAGAAUGUGAUAAUAAUAACCCUGUUUCUGAGAUGGAAGUAUCACUAGAUGAUAUUAAGGUUGAAAAGAUAGACGAGCAUUCAACUACGCACUUCACAAGUCCUGAGUUGACUGGCUUUCCUGAUAUGUCACAGUUCUGUGAGAGUGUCAUCAAAGUCACCAGGGAAACCCAGACCUCUCAUGAUGAUGACACAAAAAGGAGAAGGAAGCUUGAUCCAGUUGAUACAAGUGAGCAUUUUAUACAAAGUUGCAGCAAAAACCUGACUAAAGGCAUGGUGCAACUCAUCAAAUGGCAAAUGAACAUUAAAGAUAACGCAGACAACUACAAAUUUCACAUGUUUGCUCUUAACUUGUAUUUCUCUGGUGCAUACUCCUACAAUUUGCUAAAAGACAUGAUGGGCUUACCAGAAAUGGAUGCUUUGAAAAAGCUAAUUGUACCAAAAAGUACAAAAUUUGACAACAAGUUAAUAAAUGCUUUAAAAAUAAAAGUUGCAAACAUGUCAGCCAGAGAAAAGAUUUGCAGUUUGUCCAUAAGUAGUAUGCCUCUUAAACCCAGUUUGUAUUACAAUAUAACAAGAGAUAAAGUAGAUGGAUUCCACGAGAUAGAUGGAGUGCAGAAGAUUGAGCCAGCAAAAUAUGCUUUAGUAUUUAUAGCUCAAGGCAUUCUAGAAAAAUGGACACAGCCCAUUGCCCAUGCUUUUAUUUCUCAUCAUGAAAAUUCCCCUGACAUAUCUAUAUGGGUAGAGGAAAUCAUUACCUUACUUAUAGAUAUUGGCUUAGAUGUGAGAGCUUUUGUAUCUGACCCAAAGACUGAAAUAUUCUACAUGCUGGAAUCUCAAAGUCACACCAGCAAAAACUUAUUUUUCAAUUAAUGAUCAAAAUAUUUACUAUAUUUAUGACACAGGAAAGCUGCGUAAAACUGUAGAAAGUCACCUUAAAAGCUGUCACUUCUACGUCAAAGGUUCCUGCUCAGAUGGCGAUGAUAAUACUCUAUUUUCAAAGAAAUUCCAUAAUUUAUGUGACAUGAUGAACUCUAAAACUCAUGUAACCAUGUCUCCUCUUAAGAGAGCAUAUUCAGAUAAAAAAUAUCAAAGCAAAUUCCUAAAUAAAUUUGUAUUCAUACUACAAAACUUGAAAAUAAUAAGAAAGAGUGAUGGAAAGGACAUUACAAAAAGUAUCAAGUUCAUAGAACAUAUUCAAAUAUCCAUUAUAUCUGUAAUGCAAUUGUUUGGAGAAUUAAAAAAGGUAGGAGCAAAAAUGUUGCUUACUAGCAGACUUAGUCAAAAUUGCCAUAACAAGUUUUUGGCAAUGACUAGGAGUGAAGGCAAAAAGAGUUCUACUAGACAAUUUAAAAGAAGAUUCUCAAAAUGUUUUAUGUACAGUAUGCUGAAAAAACCCAUUGGGGAUGGCAAAGUUGACUCAGUAUGUGGAUUUAGGCCCCAAGCUCUGUUGUCAGUGGGCAAACCUGUCAAUCAGGCAAUCAAAGUAGGCACCACAGACUACAGAUUAGCUUUGCCUGAUAAGAAGAAAUUUGAGACAGUCUGUAGAUAUCUGUACUUAAAAUGUAUAGACCACCAUUCAUGCAACACUUUCCAAGACUACUUGAGCCGGUGCCCAGCGAGUCGGCAGUAUGUACCCCCGUAUCGCUCUAGUGCGCCUCUUGACAUCCGAAAUUGUAAAUUAGUUCCUCCGCAAAACUUCACAGAUUUUAUAAUGAUAUUAGAGAGGAGAUUUAGAGAUUAUUGCAGACAGGAUGUGAAAAUAAACAGUAUUGGACAUCAAGUAUUAAAGAAAAUAUUAAGCUUCGAGUUUGAAACACCAUGCCAGUGUUUUCCUCUUGAUUAUUUAAAGAAAUUAUUUGUAAGGCUGAGGAUAUUUUACGCUGUUAGAGAAAACAAUAUUAUGCAUAAGAAGGAUGAGAACAAAUUAUUUAAGACUUUUAAUUUAUAAGUGCAAGCAGUAUUGUUGGAUAAAAUAGCAUAUUUGUAGACGAAAUAAAACAGUGCUUUUAAA